AUGAGCCACGGACUCGAUAACCUCACCGGCCCCGCCACCGAGGGUAUCGGUCUGCGAUUUCUAAAUGAAGAAUGGAACGAUAGCAUCUCAAACGACCAUCCAUUCGCCAUUCAAUGGAACGAAUCACUGGAUGGGACUCAGGCACCGGAGCUUGGGUUGUUCAAGAUCACAUAUCCCAGAGAUGGUAUUGUCGUAUACGAGUUGGUGUCAAAUCUAACAGAUGGCAUGAACAAUGAAAAUGCAACAUGUUUGUGGACACCAAGACACUUGGAUGAUGAACUAUAUACUCUGUGGCUCUCAUCCUCCCGAGAUGCUCACUCAAAUUGGACGACAUCUCCGCCUUGGAGACUAAAGGAAGCUCCCCGGCACUCUCUUCACUGGGCGGCACCUAUUGUUAUUCCGAUUCUUGUCCUGCUUGCGGUGUACACACUGGGGCUCACCACCUGCAUCGUAUAUCGACGCCGCAGAAAGGCGAGACGAGAAAGAGAAAAAAGUAAGGGAAAAGAUCUGGAUAAAGAAAAAGCAAGCGAGACGCCGCGCUUCCUGAGCGACGCGGACAGACAUCCUUCGGUUAAUACCGUGCUCACAAUACAAAGUCUCGAUGACUCAGACAAACCCAAAAAACCAAACAUCUGGGUCUUGACACAAUCCGAGUCAGGGUCCCUUCUCUUGUCUUCUCCAAGUAGGAAGAAUUCCGAUGCGACACUGUUCUCAGCUACAACUCAAUCAUCCGAGCAAGUCAGCUUCUUAGAGCAAAGUCUGCAAAGCCCCACAACUAUCGGUUCCGAGAGGACGUUGGUGAUGCUUCCAAAUCCUAGAGAUCAAAAGGUCAUCGUUGCUGAAAGGCAAGGGCGAUCGUUGGUACCCCGCGGGACUUAUAACUGGGAUUACAUCGAUAUCAAAAAGGCGCGAAUAUGA
This is a messenger RNA of Trichoderma virens Gv29-8, 918 nucleotides long. RefSeq lists its product as uncharacterized. The transcript has 4 exons. The record is from RefSeq and is a predicted model, not a curated record. Lineage: Eukaryota; Fungi; Ascomycota; Sordariomycetes; Hypocreales; Hypocreaceae. The coding region runs from base 1 to 918 and encodes 305 amino acids.